AUGGAGUUGGAAGAAAAGCGACCGAGGAUCACAUUGACGCAGCCGUUGCCUGUGGACCAAACAGCUAGCGUUCCCCUCGUCUCCGAUGGACGACGGCCACGCUGGACGUCGCGUUUGGCGUUUACAUGGCCACUCAUCUAUGGAGCACAUAUCAUCGUCUUAAUUACCCUUGGAAUCACUAUCAUUAUAUUAGCAACCGUGCGUGGAGGUGCGAAGAAGCAUAAAUCGGUGUUCUGGGAAGUCGCUCCAGAGUUCAUAUCCGCAGCUAUCGCCAUCAUCACGACCAUGAUAGUCCAGUUCAUCUUUAUUCCAAAAUUCUGGAAGAACCGAGCGCACGAAAUGAUCGCCCGCGGCAUGUUUGACCCCACGGUGACUCACCCGACAGUGUACGGUCGGCGCAUCAUCCUGGAGAUUGGAUGUAGCGAGGGCAUGGCGUCUGCAUGUUUUGCUAGGGAGAUUCUUGCGCACCAAGGGGACAUUGCGCAGGCACGUACCUCGGCAAGUCUUCCCAUCUUCAUCGGUCAUGACCGAUGGAGCAAAUGGACGCGUAUCCCGAAUAAUCCCACAUGCUACUUGGAGACAUUGACGCGAAUUGGAGUUCCACGCGAUCUCAUACGCACGAGCCGAGUGGACGAAACCAACUCUGAGACACGAGCAACCCUCCCGUUUGCCGACAAUUCAAUCUCGCUCGUCGUUUCCUAUCUUGGGUUGGAAGAAGUUAGCAAGUGGAACAAUCGCAGGGAACGUAGGAUGCUCUUUCGGGAGCUCGCGCGGGUCGUAGCGGUAGGGGGGGCUAUGAUUGUGCUCGAGAACAGCGGGUCAGGGACAUACGAGGGGGCUAAAGAGGAGCUCAAGUCAAAAUCUUGGUUUGAGGGACCGAUGAUGUCGUACAGGCGACUCCUGAUUCACGAGCUUGGAUGGGAAGAGGAGUGGGUGCAAGUUCGCAAGCAAUGGGGGACCCAAUAUCUAGUUGCACGCAAAGGAAUGAAUGUAUGA
Molecule: messenger RNA, 996 nt
Organism: Serendipita indica DSM 11827
Lineage: Eukaryota; Fungi; Basidiomycota; Agaricomycetes; Sebacinales; Serendipitaceae
Source: the annotation of a GenBank genome assembly